Symbiodinium sp. CCMP2592 is the source of this 1362-nucleotide messenger RNA. The record is from the annotation of a GenBank genome assembly. NCBI's taxonomy places the organism in Eukaryota, Dinophyceae, Suessiales, Symbiodiniaceae.
AUGGCCGGAAUGAAGAUGCUUCCUGCCUCCUUUGCCCGUGACUCUGUACCCCUGCACUUGCGUGGCGAGUCUUUGGACCAGGUGAGGCUGGUUUGGCUGGUCCCGAUACUGGCCCAGCUGGUUGAGGCGAACUACUGGGAACAGCUCAGCCCGAGUGGCACGCCGCCAUCCGUGCGGUUUCGGCACGGAGACGCCGCGGUGUGGAGCCCGGCUGCGCACGGCUUCUACGUGUUCGGUGGGGAGGAUGAUAACGGCAACCUUCUCAACGACUCGUGGAUCUACCGGAGAUGCGCUUUCUUCGUGAAGUACUGGGCCACCUUCCAUGUGAACUACUGGGAACAGCUCAGCCCGAGCGGCACGGCGCCAUCCGGGCGGACUCACCACACCGCGGUGUGGAGCGCCGCUGCGAACGGCUUCUACGUGUUCGGUGGGUAUGAUGGCCCGGGCCUGAGAGCACGUCUGGGGGCAGCACGACAGCAACCUGCGAUGCUGCGUUGCGGCAACGUUCUUAACGACUUGUGGUUCUACGGGAGUGAGGCCAGUGAGGGAGAUGCCCUCUUUUUUUGUGUGAAGUACUGGCAAAUCCCAGCACCACGGGGCGUUCUCCUUGGGGCCACCUUCCAUGUGAACUACUGGGAACAGCUCAGCCCGAACGGCACGGCGCCAUCCGUGCGGUAUGGCCACACCGCGGUGUGGAGCCCGGCUGCGAACGGCUUCUACGUGUUCGGUGGAAAUGGUGGUGGCAGCAGCAUCCACGACCAGCUCAAUGACUUGUGGUUCUGGCGUGAGGCCAGCGAGGGUGUGGUCUUACAAGAGAUGCUCAGGAUGCACUUUUUUGUGAAGUACUGGCAAAUCCCAGCACCACGGGGCGUUCUCCUUGGGGCCACCUUCCAUGCAAACAGCAGCUGGGAACAGCUCAGCCCGGACGGCACGGCGCCAUCGGCGCGGCGUUUGCACACCGCGGUGUGGAGCGCCGCUGCGAACGGCUUCUACGUGUUCGGUGGGUUUGAUGAUGGUGGCAACGUUCUUAACGACUUGUGGUUCUACGGGAGUGAGGCCAGUGAGGGUGUGGUCUUAGAUGCUGAGGAUGCACUUUAUUGUGAAGCACUGGCAAAUCCCAGCACCUCAGGGCAUGUCUCGCAGGCAAACAGCUGGGAGCAGCUCAGCCCGAGCGGCACGGCGCCAUCCGUGCGGAAUGGCCACACCGCGGUGUGGAGCCCGGCUGCGAACGGCUUCUACGUGUUCGGUGGAAAUGGUGGCAACCUUCUCAACGACUUAUGGUUCUACGGGCGUGAGGCCAGCGAGGGCCAUCGCGAGCUUUUGGCUCGUCAUGGCUCAUGCAAUGCAAGAUUCGGGUGCUGA